GGAGCGUCAUUUUCCUAUAUAUACUCUCGAGGCAUUAGAAACUCAGACCCACAUCUUCUUUCUCCUUCCCAAUAUCCCUUCCCCAUUUUCCUUUUUAUUUUUUUUAUUUUCUACUACUAAUUAUUACAUAUUAAGCAAAAUACCAAACCUCUCUCUCUCUCCUGAUGAGGAUGUCUGUUUCUUGAGCAAGAGAAAAGUCUUGCUUUUUUUUUUCAUUCAGCCUUUCUUACUUUCUUUACAGCACACUCUCACUUUCUUUCUUUCUCUCUCCCUUUUCCAAUUUUCUUUUGAAAGGCUUUACUUUCUUAAUUUGUCUUCCAUACUCCUCCUAGGCUGAAAAAUCACCAGUACUAUUUCUCUACUAAAUUAUAUUAUAUAUAUCUAUAUAUAUUCUCUCUAUAUAUGUGAAGUGAUUUUAUUUUUGCAGCAAGAAGAUGGAUGAAAUUAGAGAAAAACCAACAUCUCACAAUCACAUCUGUAUAUUACUAUGAGUGUGUGAUUUAGUUUCUGAAAUCUGUCAGGAGAGGAGUAGUGUGCUUUUUUUGCUCUUUGUUUUCAGAACCCAAAACUGCUGGGUUUGUAGCCAUAGAUAGAAUCUGGGAAUAUAUAUAAAAGGGUUUCAAAAAUGCUUCGCGAAAAAGGGCUUUCAUCAGAAGCAGCUGCAGGCGGUAGAAGCUGCUUAGCUUUGAAUCCGAUUCCUGAUCUUUCACUCCACAUAAGCCCUCCAAACACAAACACAAACAGUGCUCCCUCCUCCAUUUGCACCGACCAAGUAACGCCCGAUCACGACUCCAGCAGCUGCUUCGACAUAUGGCGAAGAGACACCGACGAGGAUUGCACCAACGGCGGCGCCCUAUCCAACAAAUCCCACAGCGACAGCUGUAUUAGGGCCAGCUACACCAGUUCUUCCCCAGCAGCUGCUGGCGCCGACACUGAGCUUUCCCUCGCGAAUCCCUCGGCCUUAGAGGCCGAAAGCGCCUGGAAGAAGAACUAUUUCGGCGGUGGAGACGGUUACAAUGACGAAGCGAAGAAUAGUGGUAAUAGUGUAACUAGUAGUAAUGGGAUUUCGAUGCUUGAGAGACUCAAACCCAUCAAAGGGAUUCCCGUUUACAGUACCAGUAGUACUAAUUGCUCGUUUCCUCCUUCGUUUUCCCCUAAUCCUGUGUACCAAACGGCGCCUUAUCUGUCUAAUUCCUUCGGACCGGCAGCACCUGCUCGGAAUUGCAGUGGCAGGGGAAUGGGAAUGGGAUUGGGAGGGUUUAACGGGAUAACGAUGGACAGUCUAAGCCUAGGAGUAGGAGGAGUGCAACAACAACAGCAGCAGCGUCAACGACAACACCAUUUUCCGUCGUAUAAUUUGAAUCCUUAUUAUCCUCAGCAGCUGCAGCAGCAUCACUGUGUUGGAGGAGGUGGAAAUUACAACGCCGACUUGUCGUCGAAUGGUUUCACCAUGAGAUCGAAAUUUACGCCGCCGAAGCUCAUAGGGCAAAAUAUUAAUAAGAGGAACAUGAGAGCUCCCAGGAUGAGAUGGACUACUUCUCUUCAUGCUCGUUUUGUUCAUGCUGUCGAGCUCCUUGGUGGUCAUGAAAGGGCUACUCCAAAGUCAGUGUUGGAGCUCAUGGACGUCAAGGAUCUCACACUUGCUCAUGUUAAGAGCCAUUUGCAGAUGUAUAGAACUGUUAAGAACACUGACAAACCUCUAGCUUCCUCAGAUGGAUCUGGGGAUGAAGAUCUUUUGUCUAUAACGAACCAUCAUCAUAAUUCAAAUUCAAAUGGUUUACUUAACCAAAGAGGAGCCUCAAAUGCAACUUUAAACUUAGAGCACGAUCAUAUGGAACACCGCCCUUUUAACAAUCUGUGGGGCAACUCCUCCAGGUAUAUAUGAUCUUCACUUGUGAUUUGCAUCAAGUUUAAGUACGUAUCGUAGAAGCUGAUUAGGAUUUUGGAACCAGCAGAAGAUGUAAAGAAUUGCUGGCACUUAUAUUUUAAGGAAAUAUAUGCAAGCAUGGUUGCAGUAGAGGAGCACUGGCUGCAAGCCAGUUCAAGGGAUCUAAAUGUGCUUAGAGCAGAAAUGCUUUCUCAACAUAGAAUUACUACUGGAAACCAAUUACCUGCAAUUAGCUAGGGUUUACUAAUUACCAAGUCUUGCACGAAACAUAUCUUUUAAAUUACGUGGAUGCAGAGAGAUUGCUUCUUUUGAUUGAAUGGGCUAGGGAUUUUAGUAA
This is a messenger RNA of Malus domestica (apple), 2225 nucleotides long. Its product is annotated as transcription repressor KAN1-like. Lineage: Eukaryota; Viridiplantae; Streptophyta; Magnoliopsida; Rosales; Rosaceae. The record is from RefSeq and is a predicted model, not a curated record. Gene Ontology annotation, cellular component: nucleus. Gene Ontology annotation, molecular function: transcription cis-regulatory region binding. Gene Ontology annotation, biological process: regulation of DNA-templated transcription; abaxial cell fate specification.